GCGGAAAGUCCAGUCGACUAGUGAUUAGGAAAUUGGCUAUCGAAUUUCGACAUGGUCUCACAUUCAAAUAUGUACGGACUGUUGACCUUGAAUUGGUUGUUUAUGUAAUGAGUUAUGGUUGCUACCUGAUAUCCUGGAUUUUAUUAAUUUUUGUCCUGAUUUUUCAUAAGCUGCUUUGUGAACAAACUACCUGUUUGCCUACAAGCGGCUCAAGUGCUGAGCUAUUGCUGGGUUCUUCUGACCUAUUAUUAAAUGAAGAUUUACUAAAACUAUGUCCCGAAAAUACGUCUAAUCUUUAUGUCUCAAGUAGAGACCUUACAUAUCUUCGAGUCCUGUCGUAUGGAUUUUAUAAAAGUUCAGUUUUACCAAAUCUUCAGCAACUGAGAAUUGAUGUUGGCCGUUUGGAAAUAUCUCGGAAAAAUUUCCGCAACGAUAUCUCUUCCAGUCUAGUAUCUCUGACCAUUUCUAAUUGCAAUUUGGAGUCGUUGCCGCCUCUGGGCAUGCUUCAUGGAUUAGACAAACUCAGGACAGUCGACCUUAGUCAUAACAAAUUACGUGUCUUACCUAUUGAUCUUCUCCAAUACUCAAGAAAUAUUAUCUCGGUAAACUUAUCACAUAAUCUUGUUAGCACUCUACCAAGUGUCCCAUAUUCAUUGACCGUAUAUGUAGACAACAAUCGUAUUACUUGCUCCUGUGUCAAUGCAAAAUUGUUAUUAAAAGGGAACUUUGAAGGUCUUCCAGUUUGCCAUCCAUGGCCAUCCCCUUGUACACCUACUCUUGAAACUGAUUUCUAUGCCAAUUCAAGUGGGUCUGAUAUGAUAUCUUCAAGUGUCAACUCUUCUGUCUUAGUUUUGACAGGUCAACAUAUUUCUUUUGUCUGCGAAGUAAAAUCUGAUUUACCGUACAUACUUUUCUGGGUUUCUCCGGUAGGUAUUAUUCCUCCUUCUAACACUGAUUGGGAAGCGGAUGCAUUUUCUCUUUCUUAUGUCGUCCAGCCAAUUUUAGCUGCUACGGUCUUUCAUGUUGUGCAUGUUAAUGAAAUGAUAAGUACACUAACAAUCGAAAAUACGAGAGGACACUUAACAGGUAAAUGGUCAUGUGUAGCCUACUCUUCUGAAGCGACUUCCCACUCUCCUUCGAUUGAACUACAAGUCAUAUCUAGUUUGUAUCACGCACAAAUUUAUUAUAUUUCUCUUUGUUAUGGAUAUGGUGGGAUGGUUUUAUUACUGUUGGUGGGUAUAAUUGGUGGUACUAUCAGAUACUGUAGCGAAACUCACUGUCUCAGACGUCCGCAACCAUCGUGUGCUUUCAAGGGGAAAACAUAUGUCGGUGUAAUUCCAGUUCCUGAAGUUGAUGGUGAAGAAAAUCAGCGAAAAUCUAAUGAUUGUGAUAAGAGUUUUGAUAUUCCGCUUGGAAACUCACCUGUGUUUAGCAAAUAUAUUGACUAUUUUGGUCCGAACAGUCGAUGGCGCUGUAAUUUAUGUAAAACAGUUCACUUUGUGGAAAAAAUUCAAGAAAUCGAAGAUUCUGGUUUGUUAAUUGCAGCUGGGGACGUGCCUGUGGGCAGAAUAGCUCCUGAUGGUGAGAUAAUGCUAAUGGAUUCUAGUGAUCUGGAUAUGGAACUUAAUACCUCAGACAGACUACUAGAACCAAUUUCAGAACAAUAUAAGCUUGAGUCCCAUGAGACACAACAACCACUUAUGGAUGGUUCUAAAGUUAAUUCUAGUAGAAGUGAGGCUACCUUCAAACACCCUGUUGCUAAAGUCUUUAAUUAUGAAGUGUGUGUGAGGUCUGGAAACUGUGUGGUCAGGGUUAGACUUGACAUGAAUGAUCUGGUCUCUUUCCGUUGCCCUAGUUCAGCUCCAUAUAUGGAUAACUCUGCUUGUGUUCCUUACCUUCCACGUCCAGGCAGUGCCGAUGUCAAGUUGGUUGUGUCUAAUGAAAAGCUUGCGCAAGAAUAUCGUGAAGCUCUAGCCGGCUUAGCUCAGGCUGUUGAAAAUCCUGACCCUGCACAUUUCCGCGAGAAACUUGAAGAUUUUCGUAGUAGGCUUUGCCAUGAUGUCGGCCAUGGAGUCAAAGUUUUGCGUGGUGAGUUUCAAGGAUUAAGAGCUAAGUCCGCAAAAAGUGUCGCGUCUCUUCGCAGUCAAAGCUCUGCUGCUGCACAACGUAUGCGUGCGGGACUCUCUUAUGGAAUGGAGCAAAUGAAGGAUGGAAUGCGCAGUGUUGCUGAGCUUUGUGGAGCUUCAGGGACUAUCGGUCAAACAAUAUCCGUUGUAAGCGUAUAUGUUGAUGAAAAGGAUCAGACUAAGAAAGAAAAGCAUAUUUCUGAUUUUGUAUUUUAGUUUUGACUUAUUGUUUCUUUUGCUGUUUUCUGAUUCCUCCACCUGUUCGUAUAUAAGUUCCUAAAUCUCAUGUAAACCAAUGUAUUUGUGGUUUUAAUUGUCCUUUACAUGCAGUUUUACGCUUACAUUUUAAUGUAUCUGAGUAAAGUAGAAUUCAGUUUUUUUUUCAAAUAUACCGAAUGGUCUUUAAAUC
This is a messenger RNA of Trichobilharzia regenti, 2535 nucleotides long. The record is from the annotation of a GenBank genome assembly. Lineage: Eukaryota; Metazoa; Platyhelminthes; Trematoda; Strigeidida; Schistosomatidae.